GUGGGAUCGGGCCCAUCUACAGCAUGUGCAAAAGAACUGCCAGCAGGAACCUCUGCAUGAUCUCUGAUAGUCUGAGAAUGAACAAACAGCAAAAGGUGUAUGUCGAGCAAAUCAUAAACGUUGACCAGUUCAGCCCUGACAUUGUCGCCGAAACAGCAAAACUGUUUGAGAAGAAGUUCCUGUACAGCAAACCCCCCAACAAUGAAUGGCAGCUGCCGGAUCCCAGCCAGGCGUUCACCUGCGAUCACAAGGACUUCAGCUCCCUUGUCGCCCUGAAGGACUCCAUGAACGAAGUCAAGAACCUGCUGAGUGACAAGAAGCUGGACCAGUGGCACCAACACACCUCCUUCACCAACAAAGCGGGAAAAAUCAUUCCCUAUAUCAAGAAGUCCGCAAAUGCAGAGUUGUGCACCCAAGCUUGGUGCAAAUUCCAUGAGAUCCUGGGCAGCUUUCCCCUGCUACCGAGUGAUGCUCUUCAGAACGGGGAGCUCAACACCAUCCAUCUGUGCGAAGCUCCCGGGGCGUUUAUAACCAGCCUCAACCACUACCUCAAGUCUCACCCUAUCCCUUGCGACUGGAGCUGGGUCGCCAACACGUUGAACCCGUACCAUGAAGCCAACGAUACCCUCAUGAUGGUUAUGGAUGACAGGCUUAUCGCCAACACUUUGCCCUGGUGGUAUUUUGGCCCUGAUAACACCGGAGAUGUCAUGACGCUGAGGUAUCUUAGAGGGCUGCAGCACUUCGUAAGCAACAUGGCCGCCGUUCACCUGGUCACCGCCGACGGGAGCUUUGACUGCCAAGGAAAUCCCGGCGAACAAGAAGCGCUCGUGUCCUCCUUACACUACUGUGAAGCUGUCACCGCAUUAAUGACUCUGGGCCUCGGGGGCUCCUUUGUCCUGAAGAUGUUUACUUUGUUCGAGCACUGUUCCGUCAAUUUGCUCUUUCUCCUGAACUGCUCGUUUGAAGAGGUCCACGUCUUCAAACCAGCCACGAGCAAAGCGGGGAAUUCUGAAGUGUACGUGGUCUGCCUCCGCUACCUCGGCAGAGAGGCUAUCCAUUCGCUCUUGUCCAAGAUGAUGCAGAGCUUUGGGGCGGGCAUGGUCGAGAAAGCCCUCUUUCCGCAGCACUUAAUUCCAGAAUCUUUCCUUAAGGUACACGAGGACUGCUGUUCUUUCUUUCACAGACAUCAAGUUGAGACCAUUUCUGGGAACCUCCGGCUCUUUGAGGGCAUGGGCGAGGCAGAGCGGGCGAGGCUAAAUCUCUUACGGGACUGCGCCGUGGACUUCUUCUUGAAGAGGUUCCAGAUGAAACCCCUUGCCAAAAACAACUGGAUAGUGAAGAGACCUCGUGCUGGCUGCAGCUUGAGUGCCAAGUGGUGCGGACAGAGGAGCAAAUAUUUUUGCACAUACAAUGAAAGGAAGUGGCUGGAGUCACUCUCGUGGGAGGACAAAGUGGCCAAGGGCUGCCUCAAUAAGUGGGUCGAAGAACACUCGCCUGCUAAUGCUGGGAACGGCUGUGUCUUGGAAGGGGGACCGUGUGACCUGGAAUGUCACUCGUGGUACAUCUUGGAAGGCCAGAGGUUGCCGGGAGUGAAAUGCUCUCCCUUCUGUGAUGGGGAGGUUCUAAAGGCCCUCAAUGAAGCACUCGAAAAGUCUUUUCUUAGCAGAGUGAGUCUCGACUCCCCCUUGAGAUGGACUCAGCCAGAGGGCCAGUCCUGCAUUCUCACACAGCCGUCGGUACUGUCUGAACUGUCACACCUGAUCGGUUAUCCUGAAGAGGCUCCUGAUGAAAACUGCCUUGGCCGGACCAAGUGUUUGGUCGUGGGCGUCCCAGUGCUUUGUGAUGCCGACGGCCAGCACGGCUUGGAAGUUAAAUGUCUCGAGUCGGCGUCCCUGUUGACUUUCGGCUGCUCUCUGCUUCACGACGGAGAGCCAAAAUACCAACAGCUGUUCCUGAAAUGCCUUCUGUGUUCGCUUCCCCAGCUUCAGAACGGAGACGCUCUGGUUCUGCCAGUUCUGUCCUGUUUCACUCGCUUCAUGGCGAGCUUGGUGUUCAUACUACACAGCUGUUUCCAGCGCAUCUCCUUUGUUUGCCCCACUUCAUCGCAACCUUUAAGGACCAGCGCUGUUCUCUUGUGUGCCGGCUAUCAGGGCCUCCCAGACCCGGUUUUCCAAUACCUGCAGCAGAUGAAUAAGCAGAUGAACUCUUUGCUGGACUCAGACUCUCCGCAGCAGGUCUUGCAGUUUGUGCCGAUGGAGAAUGUCCUGAAAGGGCCGCUGCUGGAGUUCCUCUGGGACCUGAACACGGCGAUCGCAAAGAGGCAGUUGCAUCUGAUUAUCCAAGCUGAGCUGCAACAGAUGAUGCGACUUUAGCUUGUAAGGACCAGAUUGAAAAUGGUGUCUUCUUUGUCUUGGAAAAAAUUAUUUUAAACCCUAGGAAAUA
This is a messenger RNA of Gekko japonicus, 2442 nucleotides long. It is a transcript of the gene CMTR2, whose product is annotated as cap methyltransferase 2. Bases 24 to 2372 code for a protein of 782 amino acids. Gene Ontology annotation, biological process: 7-methylguanosine mRNA capping. Gene Ontology annotation, molecular function: methyltransferase cap1 activity. The record is from RefSeq and is a predicted model, not a curated record. Gene Ontology annotation, cellular component: cytoplasm; nucleus. The transcript is spliced from 2 exons. Lineage: Eukaryota; Metazoa; Chordata; Lepidosauria; Squamata; Gekkonidae.